Epithele typhae is the source of this 642-nucleotide messenger RNA. RefSeq lists its product as uncharacterized. NCBI's taxonomy places the organism in Eukaryota, Fungi, Basidiomycota, Agaricomycetes, Polyporales, Epitheliaceae. The transcript has 3 exons. Bases 1 to 642 code for a protein of 213 amino acids. The record is from RefSeq and is a predicted model, not a curated record.
AUGCCAGUCCCCGAAUCCUCAGCCGCUGACCCUCGGAACAGCGCACGGCGAGACGGCAGCCGCCCGGUGCUAGGACAUGUGAACCUCAUGGUAGACACCUUGAUCGCCAAUGCGAACCUUGAGGAUCUGCGCGCGAUCGUGCGCGGCAUGCUCGCCACGAGCCCCCCUUCGGCCGCCCAGGCGUUCACCGGCGCCGCCCGUCAACGUCUCCAACGCACCAACGCCGCGGCGGUCCCAGACGACAUCGCAGGCGUGUUCGACGCCGGCGAUGGGAGCGAUGCCGCGCCGACCGCCGCGCUCGCAGCGGUGCUCGUCCGCACGCGCGCGCUGUACGGCUCCGGGCUGGGCUUCGCCAGCCUCCGCAUCCUCGCCGCGGUCGUGCGCGCGACGGUCGGCCUGCGGUGGCCCGAGGGCGGGCCGAUGGAGGACAGCCUCGCGCUCGUCGACGCGGACAUCAGCCAGGCGAUCCAGAGCGCCAAGGAGGAGCGCGACGGCGGGCGCGCGGAAGACGUCCAGGCCGCGCGCGCGGUCGUGCAGGAGCUCCGGGAGGCGGUCGCGGAGAGCCAGCUGGACGCGCGCAAGUGGGCGGGCGCUUUCGCGUUUGAGCGCGCCGCGGCGAGCCUGGAGCACUGGCGGCUGUAG